AAAGCUUUGAUGAUGCUCUCCUUCCUAUCGGAUACAACACAUAUAUGCUCCUAUUAUCCAAAAGGUUCCUUAAACCGCUCAAAGAACCACAUUCUUGAAUCAUCAUUUUCAUAAUCAACUACGCCGUAUGCUAGUGGUAGGAUACUACUUGCACAUACAAAUACAUGCAUUUAUAAAGUAUUUUGACAUUGAUGACUAUCCCCCUUCCUGCUAUCGCGCUCAUUUAGGACCAUUACCACCUUUUGACGAUUUCAUGGGCGAGGCUGAGUUACUGAUGAAACUGGCUAACCGAGCUAUCCAGGAAUAUAACGAGAAAGAGUGCAAUGUUUAUAAGUACAAGGUUUUGAAGAUUGAGAAAGUGAAUCAUCGUUUGUCAAUGUACUAUACAUAUUGGAUGACUGUCAACGUAUUAAAUCUCACUCUUGGUACUUCUAUAGAAACUUUUCAAAUCCAUGCUGCUAUGAGUUACGUCAAUGAUGAUGAGGUUAUCUAUUGUUGCCGGCCUAGAGAAGAGGCCAUUGUUGGUUUGCCAAGCUGCGAGUUUUGUUCUGGCUUGCUGCCAGAGAGGCGUGUCACGGGAGGAAAGGAACCAUAGUUAUUUAAAUUUCUACUGUUUGAGAUUUCAUCAUUAUAAGGUGAAGAAAUGAACAAGGGGUAGACGAAAGCAGUGAAGAUGUUGAUCGUUGUUAGACCUUCACAUGUUUUAGGAUUUUUUAUUUAGGAUCUUUUUGCAAACUCAUGUAUGUUAACUCUUGAAUCUCAAACAAUUUGAUGUAUUUUCUUUCUUUUAUA
Molecule: messenger RNA, 792 nt
Organism: Lycium barbarum (goji berry)
Lineage: Eukaryota; Viridiplantae; Streptophyta; Magnoliopsida; Solanales; Solanaceae
Exons: 5
Coding region: 128-595 (155 amino acids)
Source: RefSeq, a predicted model, not a curated record